Messenger RNA from Lichtheimia ornata, 1509 nucleotides. RefSeq lists its product as uncharacterized. The transcript has 8 exons. Gene Ontology annotation, cellular component: clathrin-coated vesicle; clathrin-coated pit. The coding region runs from base 1 to 1509 and encodes 502 amino acids. Lineage: Eukaryota; Fungi; Mucoromycota; Mucoromycetes; Mucorales; Lichtheimiaceae. The record is from RefSeq and is a predicted model, not a curated record. Gene Ontology annotation, molecular function: clathrin heavy chain binding; phosphatidylinositol-4,5-bisphosphate binding; SNARE binding. Gene Ontology annotation, biological process: clathrin coat assembly; vesicle budding from membrane; clathrin-dependent endocytosis.
AUGGAGACAGCAGUGAGAAAAGCAACACGUUUGGAAUACCAGCCUCCAAAACGAAAGCAUUUGGAUACGCUCGUUGCUUUGACACACCAAAGCCCGGCCAAUAUUGAAGAUAUCAUGCACACAUUAUCCAAACGAAUGAAAGAGACUUCAUGGAUUAUUGUAUUCAAGGUGUUGAUUAUCAUUCAUACAUUAAUGCGGGAAGGUGCUGAUGACUGUGCAGCAAGCUACGUGUAUCAUCAUCUCGAAAUCUUGGAAACAAACAAGUUGCGUGACAAGUCGUCAACCCAUACUCAAGUACAGAAUAUCCGCAUCUACAAGGAAUAUCUUGCACGACGUGCAGAAGCAUAUGGAGAGUUGAGAAAGGAUUUGAUGAAACCACCCAAUGGGCAAAAGGAAGGAAGGCUACGACAUCUUUCAACGUCGAAUGGAUUGCUCAAGGAAACACAGGUGCUACAAAAACAAAUUGCAUCCAUAUUAAGUACCAAUCUGCUUAUUGAUGGUGUGGAUGAAGCUAUUUGCCUGUACGCUUAUCGUCUCAUUGUCGAAGACUUGCUCAGUUGUUCUCGGUCAUUGAAUGAAGGGAUUGUUAACAUAUUAGAGCAUUACUUUGCCAUGAGCAAACCAGAUGCGCAAACAUCCCUCGGCAUUUACAAGCGAUUCACCAAGCAAAUCGAGGACAUCAUUUCAUACUUGAAUCAAGCACGACGGCUACAAUCCGAUAUGCAGAUUAACAUUCCUAAUUUGAAGCACGCACCUUUAUCUCUGGCUACUGCAUUGGAAGAAUAUCUCAAUGAUCCCAACUAUGAAGCACAGCAGGAGGCAUAUAUACGAAAAAAGAACAAUCCUGAGGACACCAAUAAUCAAGAAGCACCCAAACCUGUACAACAACAACAACCAUCAUCUUCUGUCACCACCACCACUACCACUACCACUACUACCAAUAACCUGCCAUCAUCAUCACAACCACCAUCAGCUACACCUAAUCAAAGCCUUGAUGAUUUCUUUGGAAGUAUACAAAAUCAACAACAAACGACAUUCAUGCAGCAACAACAGCCGUUGACGACCGGUAGCAUGGGCUUUGUCCCUUCGCAACAAACAUCAACAUUCAUGGGCAGUCCUCAGCAACUAAAUCCUGUUACAAUGGCCAACACGGGUGGUUCACAUAAUCCUUUUCGUAUGUCAACUCUUCCUCCCCAACCCACUGGAAGCCUGCCCUCAUUACAACAACAACAACCUUUUAAUCGAGCCAAUUCAAUGAUGAUUCCAAGUCAUCGUACUGGACCUGCACAACAACAAACGACCACCACUUCCAAUCCAUUUAGAACAAUGCAGCCCUUACAAGCACAAAUGACAGGUUGGCAACAACAACAACAGCCACAAAUGACAGGUGCAUCAACAUCAUUCAUGCCGCCCACGCUUCCUUUGCAACAACCCAAUCCAACUGGAUCAUCCAAUCCUUUUGCAUCAUCUAAUCCACCAUCGGCUGCUUGGGGAAGUACCACAUUUUAA